Clonostachys byssicola is the source of this 756-nucleotide messenger RNA. NCBI's taxonomy places the organism in Eukaryota, Fungi, Ascomycota, Sordariomycetes, Hypocreales, Bionectriaceae. The record is from the annotation of a GenBank genome assembly.
AUGCGUCUUAGCUUCUUGUUCUGUGGCCUCGUCGCCGCUUUGGCUCAGGCACAGCCUCUUCUUAAUCCCCGUGCCGAAAAGCCACCAUAUUUCAUUGUGACUGGUGACUCAACCACCAACAAGGGAACUGGCUGGGGAGAAGGUUUCAUCAGUAAUGCCCAGAAUGGCGCGGACGGCGUGAUUCGCUCCAAGGGAGGAACAACUACUGUCACCUUCAAGACUGGCGGCUGGUGGGACAAGGCCAUCCAGUCUGUGAAGGACAACAAGGACAAGUACCGUCCCAUCGUCACCAUACAGUUCGGACACAAUGACCAGAAGGCGGAUGCCGGAAUCUCUCUCAGCCAGUUCCAAAACAAUAUGAAGAAGCUAGCAGAAGAGGUCAAGAGUGCAGGCGGAACCCCAAUCAUUGUUACCUCUCUAGCCCGUCGUGUGUUCCAUGAAGGGAAAGCCAGCGAGAAUCUCAAGGAUUGGGCAGACGCAGCCAAGGCGGCGGCCAAGGCAGCGGGGGCGAAAUAUCUGGACCUCAACCGUGCCAGCACCGACUACCUGAACAAAAUCGGAGAGACGAAUGCUGCAAAGUACGACAAAAAGUCUGGAGACAAGACUCACUUGAAUGCCGCGGGGAGCACAGUCUUUGGCCGGAUUGUGACUGAUUUAAUGGGCGAGGCGAGGCCGGAUUUGAAGACGUAUCUUAAGGCAAAUAAGAAGUUGAGUGACAAGAUUGCCAAGGGGGAGUUUGCUACUGGUAACGAGUAA